Messenger RNA from Daucus carota subsp. sativus, 1605 nucleotides. Its product is annotated as protein NODULATION SIGNALING PATHWAY 2. Bases 1 to 1605 code for a protein of 534 amino acids. Lineage: Eukaryota; Viridiplantae; Streptophyta; Magnoliopsida; Apiales; Apiaceae. The record is from RefSeq and is a predicted model, not a curated record. The transcript has a single exon. Gene Ontology annotation, biological process: regulation of DNA-templated transcription. Gene Ontology annotation, cellular component: nucleus. Gene Ontology annotation, molecular function: sequence-specific DNA binding; DNA-binding transcription factor activity.
AUGGAACAUCAGCUUUCCCUGCCCUCCUGGGAACUUCAUAACAUCGUCAGCUCAUUUUUCGAUCAACCUAUGCAAAUUAGCAGUUACGAUCCUCAGCUUUCACCUGCUAUCACCACCAGUGAGAAUUCACACACAAAUUCCUCAGACUCGUAUGUUCCGUAUUUUUUAUCAGAUGAGUUUAUUGAUCAAACAUUAUUAGAUGAUAAGAUGCCAGACAUUCUCCCGAUGGAGAGUUUGGAGGUUAUUUCAAGUCAUGAGUUUGGGAAAGUAUGUGGUUGGUUAGAUGCAAGUGAAGGUGAGGAUUAUAAUUUGCCACAACUCUCAAUGGAGGAAAAAGAUUUAUGGAGUCCUGAUCUCUUAACCGAAUCUUCUGUGGAAGAAAAAGAUUUAUGGAGCCCGGAUCUCUUAUUAGAAUCUUAUAAUGAAACAGAGUGUCUUCAACCAGGAAAUGAGUCACUUAUAUUACCCACUGAUGAUAUGGAAGUUGACAUUCAAUCAAGCCUUUGUCCUCUGCUUCAAGCUUAUGGAGAAGCUAUGGAUGACGGACAAAUACAACUUGCAGAUGCUUUAGUUGCACGCAUAAAUCAGAAGGUAAGCCCGGUUGGCAAGACCCUGGAACGUGUGGCAUUCAACCUAUUCCAGUCAACCGAAAAUCAAGGAUGCUAUAUAAAACAAGAAGCAAGCAAGAAUCUUGAAGAAGCAUUUAAAGCAUUCUACGAAAUCUUUCCAUACGGGAGGUUUUCUCACUUUGCAGCUAACUCGGCUAUUCUUGAAGCUAUGCCAGAUGAUGCUGAGACCAUACACAUAGUAGACUUUGAAAUGGGAUCAGGAAUUCAGUGGCCUUCACUUAUUGAGUCAAUAGGUAGUACAGAUAAGACGCUAAGAUUGACAUCAGUAAAAGCAGAAGAUAACUAUGCUUCUGAAUCCUCAAUUUGGAAAUUUGAGAAGACCAAGUGGCAGCUCCAUGAGUACGCAAGAUCUUACAAUAUUAAGCUGAUUAUAGAGGAGAUGACAUUGGAAGAUUUGAUGAAAUAUAUAGAAAUUUCAAAGAGUGAAAACAAAAGAGAAUGGUUAGCUUUUAAUUGUAUGGUUAACCUUCCACACCUAGGGAGUAGGAGAAGCAGGAAUGACAUCAUGAAGUUUUUAUGGGUAGCACAGGCAGUUUUAGUUAAUUUCACCACCUACAGAGGAAUAUUGACUUUUGGACAUGGAGAAGAAGGGGAGAUGAUGAAAAAUACAUCCACAUUCAGUUCAUUCUUCUCUGACAGACUGAGGCACUACCAUGCACUUUAUGAGUCCAUGGAAUGUAAUUUUCCAGAUAAUUUUGCAGAAGCAAGGUUAGCUAUGGAGAGCCUUUUCCUUGGCCCUUAUGUAUCUUCCCCCUCCUGCUUUAAGAGGUGGGAGGAGAUGAAAAGUGGCCCUGUAUCAGCGUCGGUUAUUGGAUUACAAGGUUUGAAAGUGAGCCAAGAGAGCUUACUGGAAGCGAAGGAUAUGAUAAAUGAAGGAGACACUUUAUAUGCUGUUAGGAAUGAGGGGCAGAAUGAGAAUGAAUUGAUUCUGGAAUGGGGAGGAAGCCCACUAUUCAGAGUUUCAACCUGGAUGUAG